Messenger RNA from Acyrthosiphon pisum (pea aphid), 1992 nucleotides. Its product is annotated as D-2-hydroxyglutarate dehydrogenase, mitochondrial. The transcript has 7 exons. The record is from RefSeq and is a predicted model, not a curated record. NCBI's taxonomy places the organism in Eukaryota, Metazoa, Arthropoda, Insecta, Hemiptera, Aphididae. Gene Ontology annotation, cellular component: mitochondrion. The coding region runs from base 360 to 1913 and encodes 517 amino acids. Gene Ontology annotation, molecular function: FAD binding; catalytic activity.
UACGUCAACGACGGUACAGCAGUGCGUUGCAAAGAACAGACGCCCACGGGUAUAUAUUUACUUACUUAACUAUACUCUUAGCCGAUCCGCGGUAUCAUAAUAAAUACUACCUACUAAUAAUAAUAAAAAUAUUUUCAACACGAAUUUUCUGUACGUUAAAUUCGCCGUUAUCGACUAUCGCGAUUUAUUUUAUUUAUUCAUCUAUAUAGAACGACAUCCUUCCAUUUAGUUCCGACACUGGUUUGUACACCAUCACCUAUAUCGUCAGCUGCAGCGGUCACGCACCAUCGUCAGCAUUUAAAAUAUAGGUAUAGGUACCUACAUCGGCGAUUACCACAUCGACAUAAAUCGUCUUCGUUAUGUACUCGUCGAAACCCGUGACCCAUGCCAGACGGAUGCUUUUGUAUCGGGCCCUUCAGUGCCGACGGAAGAGGUCAUCGGCGGUGGCAGCGACAUCGAACGUAAAGGUCGUAAACGACGUGCGCCACGUCCGGGGCGAGUACGGCUGCGUGACUGAAGCCGACGUCCGUCACUUCCGGUCGCUGCUGGGCGAACCGAACGUGCUGACCGGCGCCGAAAACGUCGGGCCGUACAACGUGGACUACAUGAAACAAGCGUCGGGCGAUAGCGGACUGGUGUUAAGACCGAAAACCGCAGAAGACGUGUCGGACAUACUGAAGUACUGUAACGACAGGAGCAUUGCGGUGUGCCCACAGGCGGGCAACACGAGCGUGUCGAGCGGUAGCGUGGCGCUAUUCGACGAGGUGGUCUUAUCCACGGAGCGGAUGAACAAUAUAAUUAAUUUCGAUCCCGUGUCCGGGGUGUUGGUUUGCGAGGCGGGAUGCGUGCUCGAGUCGUUGAUGAAGUACGUGGAUGGUCACGGGUACAUGAUGCCGUUGGACUUGGGGUCGAAGGGCAGUUGUCAGAUCGGCGGCAACGUGUCGACCAACGCCGGCGGCAUACGCGUCAUACGUUACGGCACGCUGCAGGGGUGCGUCUUGGGCCUAGAAGCCGUUACCGCAGAUGGUACGAUUUUAGACUGUUUAAAUACAUUGCGAAAAGACAACACGGGAUACCAUUUGAAGCAUUUAUUCAUUGGUUCAGAAGGCACGUUGGGCAUUGUCACCAAAGUGGCGAUAUUGUGCCCAAAUCUCCCGAAGCACGUAAACGUAGCAUUUAUCGGAUUGGACAGUUACGAUAAAGUUCUCAAAUUGUUUUCCAUUGCUCGUGCCGAGUUCGGAGAAACCCUAUCGUCAUUCGAACUACUGGACAACACGGCUGUGACGUACGUGGAAAGUAAACUUCAUCUCUCGUGUCCGAUCACCAAUGUCCAUCCGUUCUAUGUACUCAUCGAACUCGCUUCAAGUCAACCGAAUGUCGGCCAACACAUGGAAAAUGUCCUAGAAAAAGCUCUCGGUGACUCGGUGAUCUCCGAUGCGACAACGACCGAUCAGAUGUCCAGCAUACAAAAAAUAUGGAAAGUUCGUGAAACAGUAAUUGAAGCAUUAUUAAAGUUAGGCUACGUGUACAGCUUCGAUAUAUCGUUACCUCUGAACCGAUUUUAUGAAAUUGUUGAGCUAACCCGGGAAAAACUUAAAGACGUUGCAGAUGUCAAAACCGUUUGUGGAUUUGGUCACAUAGGUGACGGUAAUUUGCAUCUAAACGUGGUAACAUCACAAAGAAAUGAAGAACUGGCUCGCAUGAUCGAGCCGUUCAUUUACAAGUGGACGUCCAAGUGCCGCGGAAGUGUCAGCGCCGAGCACGGGAUCGGUUUGGCAAAAACGCAAUUCCUGGAGCAAACGAAGAGUAAGUCGGCCAUCGACCUUAUGCGGAGUCUGAAAAAUUCCAUGGACCCAAAGUGUAUACUGAACCCUUACAAAGUGAUCCCGGCCGUGGCGGCCAGCGAUCAGUAAUCCGGGAUUUGAAAAAAAACCAAUAUUUAUAAUAUAGCUUAUACGUCGAAUGUGGUAAUAAACUUUGGUACGUACCUUA